Molecule: messenger RNA, 5513 nt
Organism: Uranotaenia lowii
Lineage: Eukaryota; Metazoa; Arthropoda; Insecta; Diptera; Culicidae
Product: growth hormone-regulated TBC protein 1-A
Exons: 5
Coding region: 2593-3594 (333 amino acids)
Source: RefSeq, a predicted model, not a curated record
UGAUUCCACACCACUGUUCUUCGACUGUUCCGUCUGUCGGCAGCUCCGAGGCUCGGGAUUCUAGCUGUUCAACGUAUGCCCUUUUCACCUCUAGAUUCUCCAACCGGUAGUAUCGACACUCGACUUUCUCCUCGCGCCGUUGGACACGCGCAACUCUCAGUCGUAUCUACCCAAGGAAGAGGUGAUGGUCAGAUGGAAUGUCUGCACUUCGUUUGUUACGGGCAUCAAGAAGGCUCCUUCUCCAUUUUCGGCUGAUGCAGAUGUGGUCAAUUUGAUUUUCUGUUCGGCCAUCUCGGGAUACCCAAGUAACCUUAUGUGCUGGUCGAUGGGGGAAGAGCGAUCCACCGAUCACCAUGUUGUUGUUGCCACAACAUUCUACAAACAGCUCUCUGUUUUCGCUCAUCUGUCCUAGACCAUGGCGCCCCAUGAUGCGCUCAAGGUCUUGAUUGUCGGAGCCAAUCUUUGCGUUGAAGUCGCCCAAAUGGAUUUGAAUGUCACCCUUCGGAAUUCUCUCCACCACGCUGUUCAAUUGACUGUAAAACUGCUCUUUCUCCUGCAAAUCAGCAACGUCAGUUGGCGCAUAACACUGGACCAUUGUAAGGUUUCUAACCCGUGUUUUAAAUCUGGCUACGAUUAUUCUUUCGUUGAUCGGUUCCCAUCUAACGAGGGCCGCGUAGGCCUGCGGGCUUAACAGGAAACCAACUCCUCGUUCCCGAGUAGCAUGUUCUCCUUGUAUGCCAGAGUAAAGCAGUACUUGCCCGGACUGUGUCUUGUGUUCUCCAGUGUUAGGCCAACGGACUUCGCUCAGUCCCAGAAUUUCAAGCUUGAGGCGGCUAGCUUCUCUAGCAAGUUGAGCCAGCUUGCCUUGUUGAGCAAGGGUUAAAACAUUCCAAGUUCCAAUUCGUGUCCGUGUUUUCAUGCUAAAAGUCGUCGCCAAAGUUCCAGAUCGGUCAUUUCUUUCGGAUUCCGUAACAAGUUUAUGAAUCGGGAGCAGUAGGUUGUUAGCCUAAAGUCCCUAUCCCGCGAUGGGGCUGCCAUCUUGGACUUAGCUGGCGGGAACCGCAUUUCAUAAGUUCAGCCGCUUGCUUCAAGACAGACGCUGUUUGAGCCGCCCCUGACCUGGAGAACAGACGCGUGCGGCCACCUUCUCAAUCUGCAUGCGACCAAAGCAUCCACCGGGGUUGGGGACCCGAUCUCCGCUUAGGUUACUCGCACCCCAGCCGGCACCACGGGAGGUAGAGAUAGGAGUUGUGAAUAAGAGGUGAUUGACCACUAUGGGGCCUCGUGUUGCACAUUAUCCACCGUUUACCAGGCUUCUGAGUUACGAAUAUAAAACUUCAUUUUCAUUUUAAGGUUUUUAUUGGAAUAGUUUAGUAUCCGAAUAAAGAUUUGUUUUAAUUUUAAGGACUGCAGAAAAUAACAUAUUUGUUUCAAGAAUAAAAUGAUUUUGAUUUGAAAUUCGUUUAUGUGGAAGGGUGUCAUGCACUAUCCCGGUUAGGCGCCUUUUUAAAGAAUAAAGUUGUGUGAUUGAAAUGGAGAAUUUCCUAGAAAGAGUUUCACACACGCCCAAAUUUUAUGACUAAUUUCUAUCCACCAAACAAACAAACAAGGCAAACCGGACGCUUCUGCCUGAUAGUAUAGAGUGGCAUAUGGAAAUUGGAUUUGAUUAGCGGCAGACUGACUGAGCUGCAGAUACAUAUACGGCUGCCAAGCGUCGCGUCCUCAGUUGGAAGGUGUUUUUUAUUCAUCAAUCGUGUUCGUUCAUUCGUUGGGCUAGUAGCUAGUUAGUUAGAUUUAUCAGCGCGUCGUGUCUGGCUGGAUGGAAGCAGAAGUGUGAUUUAAAGUUUGAAAAAAAAAAAUACAAAACAGAAAACACCCAUUACUCCACCCCGUUAUGUCUCGGAUUUGGCAGACAACAAGACAAGUGUGCGCGCUACCAUAACCCAAUAAUAGCGGAAACACGUUGUGAUAAACAAUAAGCGGUAGUUUUCUCUCCGCGGUCGGUUUAAAGCAGAAUCGCACCGAGAUUGGCGAGUGCACUUAUAGUUACUGUGGGUAAACAAUGUCUUUGAGAGACAGAGCUAUUGAUGGAACGUUUGUCUUCGUUGUUUGAAAGUGCUGAAUGAUGAUGUAGUUUUGCCAUUCAUAAGGGUCGUUUGAUUAGGUAGUUGGAAGAAGAAAAAAUCACGUUUUCUCACUGCUGUGAAUCUAUGAAUGAGAUUGUGUGCGGGAGAUGACAUUAACGAGUAACAGACACGACCUAGCCCAUGCUAAAGUGCAGUGUGACCUUAAUUCCAGAUUUUAAAAUAAACCGGCUGUAGGUUGCACGCGUUCGAAAUGCAAAACCCAUGCUAGCGACGACAUUUUUCCACGACGAAACUUCAGCAAACUGACUUAAAAUUAGCAGAACCCGUCUGUCUGUCGUGUUCAGUAUAGAUGCAGUGAAGCGAACAACUCAUAUCUUCUAACAAGACUUGCACCAACAAGAAGAAGGAGGUGCCACCGAAAAAGUACCGGAUCCGGCUAGCUAGUCACUGACUAGAUUGACUAACUGAAAUCACGUUUCCCUGGUCGAGAAAACCCCGGAGGGUUAUGGCCGAGUCCAAAUUCAGCGACGUGGACGAGUACGGCUUUCGCCGGGAGCCGGACUUCGACUACAAAUCGUACGAGAGCAUCAUGAAUACCUACAUGCAGGUGCUGACGACUCGGGGCAUGAAGUGGCAAAAGUUCAACAAGGACGGCGACAUCUUAAAGGACCGCGGCAAGCUGAAGCGCUUCGUACGCAAAGGCGUCCCCUUAUCGCUGCGCAAGGAAGUUUGGAUGAAAACUUCCGGUGCCUUCCAGUUGCAGCAGAAGGAACCGGCCCUAUACCAGACCCUGCUGCGGUACGAGUACGAUCAGGAAAUUUCGGACCAAAUAAAAAUCGAUCUUCCGAGAACGUUUCCGGACAACAUUCACUUCGAACAGUACAAAUUGGGCCUGUACAAUGUGCUCAUUACGUAUGCACAUCACAACAAAACUGUCGGAUACUGCCAGGGCCUGAAUUACAUUGCCGGUCUCAUUUUAAUUGUGACGCAAAAUGAAGAGUCGACCUUCUGGCUGCUCAAAGUGCUGGUGGAGGAAAUCGUUCCGCUGUACCACACCAAAAAGAUGGAAAAUUUAAUCACCGAUAUCGAUGUGCUGAGUGAAUUGGUGAGAGUACGCGUACCUGAUGUGCAUGCACAUAUCGAAAAAUUAGGUCUCCCGUGGCCGGUGAUCGCCACCAAGUGGUUCAUUUGCCUGUACGCCGAGGUGGUCCCAACGGAAACGGCCCUCCGGAUAUGGGACUGCAUCUUCCUGGAGGGAAACAAAAUUCUGCUGCGGGUCGGCAUCAGCAUCGUGGUCGGUCUGCGGAGGGAAAUUCUGGCUACCGAUGAUAUUGCUCCCUUGAUCGGUCUGUUUCGGGGUAUGGAGAAAAACACUACCCUCAUGGACUGUCACCGGUUUAUGAAGAGCAUUUUCAAGAUUCCCGGUUCGCUGAAGCGACGCCAGAUUGAUGCAUUGAGGAGGCAGCUGCUAGAACAGAGAAGGUCCAGCAAACGAAAAGGUUCCUAGGGGUUGGAGGACUAUAUCCUCAAGAGAUAUAGACUGAAUAUAGUGGAAACAAAGCAGUAGAAUGCACUAGCUUGGUUGUAAAGUUUUUUUUUUAACAUUGAUAUUAAGUUUUUCAAAGUGCCCAAUACUGUGAUCAUCGCAUGAUAUUUCGUAUCCUUGAAAAAAACAGCAUUUACGCCGCUUGCGUUCAACGUGGAAGAUGAUAGCAUCUCUUCUCGUCGUUUAGCAUUAGGUUCAAGUCAUCCGACUUAGUUCAAAUAAAUCGUUUAAUUAAUUAGACUCGAUAGCAUUAGGUAUACUGCAAAGCUGUAUCUGAAUCAAAUGUAAGCAGAUGGGUGGCUAAUUAUAAAAUUGAUUCCCCCGAAAACGGCUUUUCUUUAUUUGGUACCGCGCAAAAUCUGCUUGGGGUAGUAUUUGUAUGGAGCAUAAUUAUGUAAAUAUUGAAAACGGGAAUGUUUCGUCGUGACAUUCGAAGACUUUUGUCGCGGUACGCUUAAAGCGAAAGAAUUCGCAUCAAUCUGAGGCCUAAUUAGAAAAUCGCCCGUGCGAGUGAGGAGGAGGGUGGGAGUUUUUGACUUCCUGUAUCAUUGACGGUGUAGCUUCGCAGGGAAGGAUUAACAUUCGAAAUGAGUUUUGUAAGCUUUCCACAUUUUCUGGCAGCUUCUGUUAGUCUUGCUUUUCGACAUCUGUCACUAAAUCAAAACUUAGGAUUUUCAAUCUCAGGUUUGAUUCCAGUAAAAUUGGCUUAACUGGAAUUGAAUUUGGGGCUGAAAAUCCUAAGUUUAGACAAAAAUGUAGAACAAAGCGGUCUUGAAUUUAGAAAACAUGUUUUCGAAAAUGUUAAAAUAUUUUCAGUCUUGAACACAUCUUGAAAAGAUGUUCUAUAUCUUCAUCAGAUGUUUCGGCAUUUGAACAAUAAAACAUCGUUGAAAGAUUGUUUCAAGACUGAAGCACUGAAACUGAAACCGACUGACUUAUUCGGUAAACUUUUCUGUUUUCGAAAAUUUGAAUAAAAAAUAAUAAAAUACAAAUGAUAAAUAGAAGCUCAAAUCUAAGUCUUGCAAAAACUUUCCUCGAAUGCUAAAAUAGAAAAAUUUACCAGGUCUACUAGGCACUAAUUAAUAUAUAGGCACGUACAGUUUCUUCUCAAGUUCAGUGAACCAACUAUCCAUUAUAUCCUCAGAGUAAAAAUAAAAUAAAUUGUACUGACUUUCAGGAAAUCUGUUGUGACACAGUAAAAAGUCUGGUUCAAUAUAAAUCUGAACAUCAUGUACAGUUUUGUUCGAAAAAUACAAAACUUUUUUAACUUAUGGUCUAAUUCAUAUAAUUCACACACGUCAUUUCGUUGAAAGAAAGCAAAUUCAGUUUUGUUGGAAUUACGUCUCGAAAUUUUUUCAAACUCCAUUACGUGAAUGUCCUUCACGAACGCUGUUGGCAAUAGUUUUUACCACUGAAUAAACAGAAAUUUUCUACAUGCAGCUAAUCAAUUUUCGAUUGAGAAGUCCGUACGACUUAGAAGGUGCGACAAAAGUCUUAAUUCUAAAUGAAAUAUUCUCUAAAACGUAGAAUUUGUUUUCAAUGCAGAAUUUCCGAUUUUUUUUUAUAAAAUUGGGUUUUCAGAUUUAUUUUGAGCCAGGAGGCAUUAAAAAUAAAUAAGUAGGUAGUAGUAACGUUGUAGAAGCCUUGAUUAAACUAAAUGAAAUAAAUUAAAAAUGUAUACAAAAUUAUUCGAUUCAAAGAAGUAAGCGGGAAACCUCCUAAAAUAAUCAUAUUUUAAAUGUCAGUCAGCUAGGACAAUAAUAGGAAAAGCUUCGAUCGAUUGUGAAUGUAUAGUAUAAAUAUGUAGAACAUUGGGAGCAAGCGUUAAAUAUUGUGAUGCGAAAUAAAUGACAUGUGCCUGAAGGAGCGCAGAUGAAUUA